Messenger RNA from Hippocampus comes (tiger tail seahorse), 2094 nucleotides. Its product is annotated as TBC1 domain family member 20. Gene Ontology annotation, biological process: endoplasmic reticulum to Golgi vesicle-mediated transport; positive regulation of GTPase activity. Lineage: Eukaryota; Metazoa; Chordata; Actinopteri; Syngnathiformes; Syngnathidae. Gene Ontology annotation, cellular component: endoplasmic reticulum membrane. The record is from RefSeq and is a predicted model, not a curated record. Gene Ontology annotation, molecular function: GTPase activator activity. Bases 167 to 1393 code for a protein of 408 amino acids. The transcript has 10 exons.
UUAGCGCAGCGGUUUCUUUCGUCGACGUUGUCUCACAAGGAGAGUCAAAUGUUAGAAGUUGUGGUCGACGAUGUUUGUAAAAGCCUUUAUUUAGCUUCUAAAUAAGUUUGUGUGUGCACAUGACACAACGCAGCUUCGUUUUGUAGUAAGAAGUUUUUGAAAGGAGAUGAAAACGCUCAGGAGAAAGAAACUAAAAGGGGCGAAUGUACCUGUCACUAGAGAAGUGGACUGUGGGAGGAAACAGAAGAUGACUGAGAUCCACCAGGCAUUAUACAGCGAUCCGGUGGACGUUGAGACCCUCAGGAGAGCCGCGGCCAGUAAGGGGGGACUGCUUUCAAAUGAACUCCGCAGGAAAGUUUGGCCCAAACUGCUCAACAUCAACGUAUAUGAGCUUCCUUAUAAGCCCGGAAAAGAUGGACGGGAGAACCACAAGGACUACAACCAGGUGGUCCUGGAUGUCAGUAGAUCCAUGAAGCGCUUUCCAAAAGGUAUGCCGUCUGCGGAGCGAGCCGUACUACAGGAGCAGCUGGUGGAUAUCAUUUUGGAGGUUCUGAGGUGCAACCCGCAGCUCAGCUACUAUCAGGGCUACCACGACGUGGCUGUCACGUUGCUACUGGUUGUCGGCGAGCGUAUGGCUAUCGCCAUGCUGCAUACAUUAUCCAAAUAUCAUCUCAGGGACUUCAUGGAUCCGACAAUGGAUAGCACAAAGCACAUUUUAAACUACCUGAUGCCUAUCUUGGAAGAAGUUGACAAAGAGCUGCAUGACUUCAUGAUCAGAGCGGAGGUGGGCACCAUCUUUGCCCUCUCCUGGCUCAUCACGUGGUACGGACACGUCCUGUCUGAGUUCAAACACACUCUGAGACUCUACGACUUCUUCUUGGCCUCACACCCCAUGAUGCCCAUCUAUCUAGCUGCGACAAUCGUGUUGCACAGAGAGCAGGAAGUGAAGCAGACGGAAUGUGACAUGGCCAUGCUGCACCACCUCCUCUCACGUAUCCCCCAGGACCUCCCGUACGAACUCCUGAUCAGCCAGUCCCAAGACCUGUUCCGCUGCUACCCUCCUGCCUUGCUGGCUAAGCGGCCUGCGCUACAAUCUCGUAAAAGCUUGUCCAUAAGCACCUUCAAGGACUUUCAGCUUUCGACACUCCACCAAAGACCGGACACGGUUCUCCAGCGUCUCACCAAGGCUCAGGCCUCUGCCACUUCAAGAAAAGCUCGCCACUCAGGCUUGGACGUGGCUUUACCCUACGACGGGGUCCAGCAAAGGGGUAAGGGGAGCAGGAUGGUCAAGAUGGCAGUGUGGGGGCUGUCGGCCACACUGGGGGCGGCCAUUUUCGCCGUGGCCCAGACGGCCAUGGAGUGGGCACCUGAUGUGUUGCUGCAGCUCUUCUGAUGGGCUUCUUCUUAGCCUCACUGCAAGGACUCGAACCUUGUAUCUGAGGAGGACGUAGCUUACCGGGACAAGGUUUAAAGUACUGCCGUUGGCCAUUACUUUGCCCUUUGGUUCUUUGUGUGAUUUUUAUAUACCCUUUUCGGUCUUUUUUAUCGUUUUUUUUUUUUUUUUUUUGUGCACUUGUGAGAAUCUUGAAAUAUUAAGCAGAGUUGUGCCCAAACACGAACAUUUACUUACUCAAUAUCCUAGUCUCAUAGAAACAUUAUCAUUCAUUAUCUGUAAUGGUAACAAAAAGAAUUAGAAAUUUUUAUUUAUUCCUCAGAAAUAAAGUAGCCUGUCAGAGGACUGUAGAGGACUACAAUUGUUUUAUACCAGAAAGGGAAAUAUUAAUAAUACGUGUGUGUGUGUGUGUGUGUGUGUGUGUGUGUGUGUGUGUGUGUGUGUGUGUUAGCAAUGUAGCGAUUUUUUUUUUUUUUUUAAUGUCUGCUCCAUGUACGGACGUCUUUGCCCCUGAAAUAUUCAUCAGCUUUUACGACCGCGUGCCCGCUGCAUUUGUUUGCUAAGCACAGCCUCGACCUCACUUGUUUUUGCCCUUUUGGUCAGGCUAAACGUUGCCCAAUAAUGUGUACGACAGUUUUUGUAUAGUACUUAUUGAUUUUCAUGCGCCAGGUUUAGUGCCAGUUGGAUGCUCCGAUGACUGG